UGGGUCGGGGGCCUGGGGCUGGGGCUCGGGCUGGCACUUGGGGUGAAGCUGGCGGGCGGGCUGAGGGGCGCGCCCCCCGCGCAGUCCCCAGGGGCCCCCGACCCCGAGGCGUCUCCUCAGGCCGAGUCGCUGUCGCCGCAGGAGCUGCCCCUCGCUCCGUGGUCUCCACAGACCCCGAUGCCGCCCCCCACCCGGCACUUCGCCAGAGCCAUCGAGAGCAGCCGCGACCUGCUGCACCGGAUCAAGGAUGAGGUGGGAGCCCCUGGCAUAGUGGUUGGAGUCUCUGUAGAUGGAAAAGAAGUCUGGUCAGAAGGUUUAGGUUAUGCUGAUGUUGAGAACCGUGUACCCUGCAAGCCAGAGACCGUUAUGAGAAUUGCCAGUAUCAGCAAAAGCCUCACGAUGGUAGCUCUUGCCAAAUUGUGGGAAGCUGGGAAACUGGAUCUUGAUAUUCCAGUACAACAUUAUGUUCCUGAAUUCCCAGAAAAAGAAUAUGAAGGUGAAAAGGUUUCUGUCACAACACGAUUAUUGAUUUCUCAUUUAAGUGGAAUUCGUCAUUAUGAAAAGGACAUGAAAAAGGUGAAAGAAGAGAAAGCUUACAAAGCCUUGAAGAUGAUGAAAGGGACAAUGGAAUCUGACCAAGAAAAAGAGUUCAAAGAAAAAGGAGGCAAAAGUAAUGAAAAGAGUGACUCUGCUAAAGCUAAAAUAGAGCAAGAUAAUGAUGCCAAAGGCCGGAAUUUAAAACCUGGCAAGAAAAAGAAUGAUUUUGAUCAAGGCGAAUUAUAUUUGAAAGAAAAGUUUGAAAAUUCAAUUGAAUCGCUAAGAUUAUUUAAAAAUGACCCUUUGUUCUUUAAACCUGGUAGUCAGUUUUUGUAUUCAACUUUUGGCUAUACCCUACUGGCAGCCAUAGUAGAAAGAGCAUCAGGAUAUAAAUAUUUGGACUAUAUGCAGAAAAUAUUCCAUGACUUGGAUAUGCUGACAACUGUGCAGGAAGAAAAUGAGCCAGUGAUUUACAAUAGAGCAAGAUUUUACGUUUACAAUAAAAAGAGACGUCUUGUCAACACACCUUACGUGGAUAACUCCUAUAAAUGGGCUGGUGGUGGAUUUCUGUCUACAGUGGGUGAUCUUCUGAAAUUUGGGAACGCAAUGCUGUAUGGUUACCAGGUCGGGCUGUUUAAGAACUCACAUGAAAACCUUUUACCUGGAUAUCUCAAGCCCGAAACGAUGGUUAUGAUUUGGACACCAGUCCCUAACACAGAGAUGUCUUGGGAUAAAGAGGGUAAAUAUGCAAUGGCAUGGGGUGUCGUGGAAAAGAAGCAGACCUACGGUUCUUGCAGGAAGCAGCGGCAUUAUGCCUCCCACACUGGAGGUGCGGUGGGUGCCAGCAGUGUCCUGCUGGUCCUUCCUGAAGAACUGGAUGCAGAAGCUAUAAAUAACAAGGUUCCCCCAAGAGGAAUAGUUGUUUCUAUCAUAUGUAACAUGCAAUCUGUUGGCCUCAACAGCACUGCUUUAAAGAUUGCUCUGGAAUUUGAUAAAGACAGAUCUGACAUAUCUUAACAUCCCAGGUACAAAAUGAGCUGUUUUAUUCUUGUUGUUUCUGGAAACAAAGUCCCAGAAUACAUGAGAUUUUUAAAAAUAGAUUUGUAAUAGAGGAUAAUUGAACGCAGAGAAUUAUGCACCUCUAGUUGCUUAAUUUUGUAAUUGUCUUUUAUUGUAAGAUUAGUUCUUUAUACUCAGGGAAGUAACUAUUAUUUUUACUUUUUGAAAAAAGGUGUUAAUCCUUGAAUAAAAUUUUCUGAUAAAAAUAUA
Messenger RNA from Suricata suricatta (meerkat), 1806 nucleotides. RefSeq names its product lactamase beta (gene LACTB). The record is from RefSeq and is a predicted model, not a curated record. Lineage: Eukaryota; Metazoa; Chordata; Mammalia; Carnivora; Herpestidae. The transcript is spliced from 6 exons. The annotation marks the transcript as partial.